Molecule: messenger RNA, 707 nt
Organism: Panonychus citri (citrus red mite)
Lineage: Eukaryota; Metazoa; Arthropoda; Arachnida; Trombidiformes; Tetranychidae
Product: keratin-associated protein 19-2-like
Exons: 4
Coding region: 304-603 (99 amino acids)
Source: RefSeq, a predicted model, not a curated record
UUUUUUUGGUCAAUCAAUUACCUAAAUGACCAUGAAAAAAACACGAUUUUUGCUGAAAAGUUUUCACAUAGAAAUCAAUCUGAUGAUAUUAUCAACCUUUAAUUGCUGUUAGUUAGUUCAAACUAGUUGAGUGGAUUAAAAAAUCUCACUUGGAAGGCGUGUUCAUCAAUCAAUUGCUCUUGAUCAUAAUUAAAACUAUCAAGUAAUUUGGGUAAAUCUUAUUUUACCAAAACUAUUUGGGAAUUUACAACGUUUCCAUUUCUUAAUUGCUCAAGUUCAAUUUUCUUGCAACAAUUAACAAAAAUGAAUAAGAUUAUUAUUGGACUUUUUGUUAUCUGCGUUUUAAUUGGUUCCAUUUCUACCUGUAUAGAUACUCGUGAUUAUCGCAGGUUCGGACCACCCUAUCGUGUAGGAUUCGGAGGUUCCAGUGGAUAUUAUCCUGGACCUUAUGAGUCCAAUGGAUAUUAUCCUCUGUCACAUGGUUAUUAUGUUUUCGGCUACCGACCAAAUUAUGGACAUCGAUACGGUUACAAUGGACACGGACACGGACAUGGGUAUGGACAUGGAUAUGGUUAUCCGUACAGUUAUCGAUUCGGGCGUUGAAUCUGUUCAAUUAAUCAAAUGGAGCUGAUAAAUGAUCAUCGUUUUGUAUCAAAUAUAAUCAAUUGUUGAUUAAAAAAUAAAGUAAUUAAUUGUAGACUCAAUAA